AUCGCCCUCACGGACCUUCUCUUCGCCACCUUCGACUUGAGAUCGAAGACUCAGUGGCUCCUGCAACCGCAAUACAGCCAGGGCAAGAGGGUCGCGCGCACUCUCUGAACCGCUCGCCCAUUUCCUACGCUCCUAUCUCUUCGUCAUCUCUCCCCUCCUCAUCGGCGCCGCCGCAUCGUCUUGUCCACGAUGCUCUCUGCGCCCCAGCCGUAUCCGAGCGUGAGCGCUGCGACGCCCGCUCCGGAUGAUGCGCAGAUCGAAAAGAAGAUGCCCUCCAUCUGCGUCGACUAUCUUUCGCACAAUUGGGCUCAAGAAGAUGUGUGGCAGAGCUGGAAGGCAAUGACGAAGAGGAAAAACGAGAUCGCAAACGGCGUGCGUUUGGAGAAUGCCAGCUGGAGGACAUGGGCUAAGCAGCGAGGCAAUCUCAAGACCAUCAAUCCAGAGACUCUCAACUGGCUCAAAGACAGCGAUGUCACUUGGCUGUACGGUCCUCUGCAUGAGCAUGCCGACCCCGUUCCCCCACCCAAGGUCGCCUCGACGCAAGAUCGUCUGGACCUUGACGACUCCUCGGCCAAGAAGUCGAUCCUCAAGCAUCGCACCAUCGGCGAGAUGCUCACUACGCCGGGACGCGCAGCCUCGCCCGCCGUCGAGGUGCACAUGGACCCCGAAUUUGCGCCUUCCAGAGACGCCUCGCCUCAGGGCAGACCACCAAUAGGGACGACGGUAUCGAUUGCCUCAGUCAAGUCGGAUACCAAUCUGGCCGGCAAGAUACUCAAGGGCGCAAAGGGCAGCCCACCGGCCAGCGCACGCCUUUUGAACCACCCGAGCCUCGAGCGCUCAGAUACGACAACUACUGCUGGGUCAGAGGAGAAGCGUCACAUCAGCUUCAACUCGCGUGUCGAUCAGUGCAUUGCGGUCGACUAUCCAGAGGAGGAGUACGGCUACUCAGAUGGCGAAUAUGACGAUGACGAGGAGGAUGAGGGUACCCAUUCAGACGAGAACACGAGCUCUGGAGAAGAAGGCGACGUUCUCACAAUGAAGUCCAGCCCGAGAAGCGCGAGUCAGGCGAGUCUGUCCAGCCGCCAGUCGAGUCCAUCGAGCGAGCAUCAAGCCAUCAUCGCCAAGCUUGCGCCCACUCGUCUCAAGACGAGCGACACCUACCCUGCUCCCUCGCCCGCAGUCGUCGAUCCCUCUGGCUUCACGACGAUGCCGCAUCAGCAGCAGAAUGGCAGCGCAGCACCUGCGACGUCGAUCGUGGGCGGAGGCUCGGCACUCAAGGUCUCUUCGCAGCCUCACGUCGCUGAGGAGCGUAGCAUGUGGGAUGACGACCAGCCAGGAUCGGUCGACUACUUCAAUGCGCCUUACCUCUCAGACCGCGGCACGGGAGGAGGGAAUGAGUCGGGGUCAAUCGUCACGUCGCAGGCGGGUGCUGGAGGGAGGGAGCGCAGCAGCUCGAUUUCAAGCGAAGGAGACAUUGACAUUCGCCAGCAGUCCUCGAGCGACAGCGGCUCUGCUGUGGGCUCAUCAGGCUCGUCUUCGGGCGGUGUACCAGCGCAGCCUCGCAGUAUUCUGAAGAGGCGCAAUUCGCAGCAGCCGCAAGAUUCCGUGCCGAAGGACGAGGUGGCAUCCAAGCCUCCGGGCUCUUCGUCUGCCUUUCUUGCCAGCAACACAGACGGCGGUAAUGACGGCGGCGUAGUAUCAGCCGCUGGAGCCGGCUCAGCAGCAGCAGCAGGUGCAGCAGCGAUUGCUGCAUCUGGCGCGGGAUCGUCUUCGUACGGGGGCGGGUCCUCUUCGGCCUUGGCGACAUCGUACGACUCUUCGGACUCGCAAGACGACGCAGCUGAGGAGAAGGGGCGUGGUCGCACGUCGCAGCGACUCGGCUCGUCGGCCAGCUACGAGCGUAUUCAGGAGGCGGCGCGUAAGUCCUCGACGGGGGGCAGCACAAGCAGGGGCAGUAGCGUCGCGAGCAGCAGCACGAGUCCUUCGGGAAGUCAGCAGCGGACGUACCACAACGCGUCUGACAAUCUUGGCAGCGGCGGUGGAAGCUUUGGUGCGCGUCGCGCUAGCAUGAGCAGCGACGACGAUGCGAGCAGCGUGGGGAGCAGCAGCCAUGCGUCGACCAAGAGGAAAGGCUCCUCCUCCUCACUACGUGGCAGUGGCGCCAACAAGGACCAGCAGUCCGGCUCAUCAAAAGGGCUCCCUCCGGCCGGCUCGCAGCGGCUGAGUGUUGAUCUCGACAACUUGCCGAGCAAUGACCCAGCCUCUCAUAAGUCUGGGACCCAGUCGAGCAAGAGCGGGAUGGGCUCCACACCCACCCCUGGCGCUGGUGGGCCCACACCGCUCAAUACGCCCACCCUAGCCCUCGCCCACUCAAGACGUCACGGCUCCUAUUCCGGGCAAGACGACGACGAGGAUGAGGAUGAGGACGAGUAUUCCUAUUACACGACUCGCGACUCGCGCCGUACUGCCUCGAAUGUAUCAGGCGCCCCGCCUCUCUCGCCCGUCAUCCCGCGUCGCACCUCGGCCACCGGCGCCCUCGUCGCGCCGUCUGGAGCUGAUCGACAGGCAGGCGUGAGGGUGCCACUAGCGGACGAUUUUGUAGAGGAGGACGAAGGCGGCAUCGUGGGCAGGGCCGUCGAGAUUGUUAAUACUGCGAGGGAUUUGAUUGCCGCUGUUUGGCCUACGAGGGGUAGGUGAGAGGGAAGAGCGGAGAGAAAGAGAUCACACGAUUCUCUGCGCUACUCUGCGCUACUCUGCUAGUUUUCGUCUUCUUUGUUUCACGGCUCUUGCGCUUUCUUAUGGUUUCGGUCCGAGCAUAGACUAUCACUUGGCUUUCCAAUUGAGCAACAUCAUCAUCAUCAUCACCAACACCAACGCCAUCAUCGCGUUCUACUCGCUUUCUGCAGUAUCUUCCCCAUUCUCCAGCGAACACUU
This is a messenger RNA of Jaminaea rosea, 2934 nucleotides long. RefSeq lists its product as hypothetical. Bases 190 to 2697 code for a protein of 835 amino acids. Lineage: Eukaryota; Fungi; Basidiomycota; Exobasidiomycetes; Microstromatales. Gene Ontology annotation, biological process: cellular response to glucose starvation; protein catabolic process in the vacuole. The record is from RefSeq and is a predicted model, not a curated record. The transcript has 3 exons.